AUGGCUGAGAAUAACGAACACCAGCAGCCUCAGCCAAACCGACGAAGCAUCACAACAACCUACACCCGCUUGGCUCUCCUCCUCACCACGACCCUCCUCCUAGGCGCCGCUCUGUCGGCUCUCAUAACAACCUUUCUCACAACCCACCUCCACACCCUCACCACAUCUCACAGAAAUGACAACACCCUCGCCUUCCCCACCGACUUCUCCUCCCGCCCAGUAACCUACCUCCAAACCGCCCCCUGUGGCUCAACACCAACUCAAGCCCGCGCCGCAGGCUGUCAAUUCGACCUUAUAUCCUUCAACUGGCUCCCUCCCCAAUGCCACGACGCUGCCCUCGCAGAGACCUUUGAAGCGGAACUCGUGGAAGCGGGACAACUCGCCUGGUUCACAGACGCGAACCGCACGGCGCCGUCGUUGACGAGGGCGCAGAUUAUGACGGGAGAGUAUAGCGGCGUGUAUGUCAGCUUGGGAUACCAUCUUCGGCAUUGUACGGCCAUGUGGAGGCGGAUGCACCGCGCGUUGAUGCAGAGUCGCGGUGAGGAGAGUGAUGGAGGUGGUUUGGAGCGGGUUGAUAGUUAUAUUUGGAGUUAUCACCAUACUUUACACUGCGAGGAAGUGUUGUUGAGGAGGUUUGGCGAGGUUGAUGUGGGAGAAGUGUUCACGACGGAGGUGAGGAUCAAGUAUCCCGAUUGCGGCGUCGUUUUGGGGCCCGUAGAAUAA
Colletotrichum godetiae is the source of this 723-nucleotide messenger RNA. RefSeq lists its product as uncharacterized. The transcript is spliced from 2 exons. The record is from RefSeq and is a predicted model, not a curated record. The coding region runs from base 1 to 723 and encodes 240 amino acids. Lineage: Eukaryota; Fungi; Ascomycota; Sordariomycetes; Glomerellales; Glomerellaceae.